AUGGCCGCUCUGAAUUCGCCAUGGUUGAGCAUUCGCCUCCUUAUCUUAUUGACUUUUCUCCGACUAACCUUUCCCGCCGCAUCCACGCCGACUCCGACUCCGACUCCGUGGCCCCACCAAUUUCACUCCCUACUGUUUGUCAACUUCAGCGGUUCUCUCAGCCAAAUUGACCUCUGGUACGACUGGCCUAACGGCCGGAAUUUCAACAUCAUCCGCGACCAGCUCGCCGGCGCCGACUCCAUCGUCUACGACCUCGAGUGGAACAACGGCACCGUCUUCGCCUACAACGGUUCCUCCUGCCGGACCUCCCAGGUGGAUGUUGGGAUUCUCCGCCCCGAUUGGCUAGUCGACGGCUCUAACUACCUUGGCCAGCGCCAUGUCGACGGUUACCUUUGUAACGUCUGGGAGAAGGUGGAAUUCAUUUGGUACUACGAGGACGUCCUCACCAAACGCCCCGUUCACUGGGUUUUCUACACCGGAAGGUCGAUCCAUGUCAUGACAUUUGAAGUAGGGGCAGUACUUGAGGAUGAGAGAUGGCAAGCUCCCGUGUAUUGUUUUGACAAGAAAGCCGGCAACAACGACACAAAAUCAGGAAGUGUUUUGGAUUUGGAUAUUCGGGAGCGUCGUUGGAUGACUUCUUAA
Molecule: messenger RNA, 642 nt
Organism: Oldenlandia corymbosa var. corymbosa
Lineage: Eukaryota; Viridiplantae; Streptophyta; Magnoliopsida; Gentianales; Rubiaceae
Source: the annotation of a GenBank genome assembly